Messenger RNA from Trichomonas vaginalis G3, 2241 nucleotides. Its product is annotated as antigen BSP-related family. Lineage: Eukaryota; Parabasalia; Trichomonadida; Trichomonadidae. Bases 1 to 2241 code for a protein of 746 amino acids. The transcript has a single exon. The record is from RefSeq and is a predicted model, not a curated record.
AUGUUUAGAUCUGUUUUUAUUAAGUUACUAUCAAGAGAAAUUAUAACAGACUCAUACUCGGUUGAAAACGAGGUCUUUAUAAUAUCAGAAGAUGCCGAUUUUACCCUUAACUCAGAUAUGGUCAUUCAAAUUAUGGCAAAUAAACUUCAAACACUUACAAUUCAAGGAACUGUUACAACUAUUCCUGACUUCCCAGGAUUCAAACUUGUUAAAAAUAUUAAUAUUUUAGCUACAUCCGUUACAAGUAUUCCAAAACUCGGUUUCUAUCAGAACACCAAUAUUGAAAAUGUUAAUAUACAUGAAGGUUUAGAAGAAAUUGGAUCCUUGGCUUUCGCAGGUUCUUUAAUCAAAACAAUUAAUCUUAAUAAUGUCAAAAGAAUUAAUAACUAUGCAUCCCAGAAAUGCCCAAAUCUUCAAAGUAUUGAAACCACACUGUUGGCAUCUUUAGGAAUAGCUCCAUUUUAUGGAUCUGGAAUUGAGAGCCUUACUUUAGGAGGUUCUUUCACAAAACUUCCGAGAUCCAUGUGCCAGAACUGUUACAAACUUAAAACUUCCAAGAUCAUUGCCUCAACAAUAACAAUUCCGCAAGAAUGUUUCGAAAAUUGUUAUUUAUUAGAGAAUUUCAUCUUCGAAGGUACUUCAUUUGCUAUCGGAAACCUUGCAUUUGCAUAUUCCGGUCUCAAAUCCUUUGAUUUUUCGAAAGUUACGACAGUUUCUGAUUAUGCCUUCCAAAAUUCUCUUCUUGAGACUGUAGAAGUAACUGAAAUCAAUGGUUUAACGUUUAAUAAUAACGUUUUCAUUUACUGUAACAAGCUAACAAGUGUUAGUUUGGAUGUUUCCGGAAUAAAUUACGAUAACAGUGACGGUUUGUUCUCAUUUUGUGCAUCAUUAGUUACAGCAACAUUGCAUUCCUCAGUAACCUCUCUUCCGAAAGGAAUCUUCAAAUGUUGUUCAGUACUCAAGACAAUUAAUGCUCCAGGCAUCACAAUUUUACUUGACAGAGCACUUGAAAACUGUCCAGUAUUAGACACCUUAUCAUUCUCAGGCAAUGUUAUCUCAAAAAUCGGAUAUUUGGCCUGUUAUAACUCUCCAUUUAUUAAUCUGAAAACAUCGGGGACACAAAUUUUCGAACGAUCAUUAGCAGGAAACAAAGUCAUUGAAUGGCUUUCACUUAAAAACGCUCAUUACUACGGAUGUGCCAAUAUGACGGCAUUAACAACCGUUGUUUUGACAUCUGGCAGCAAUAUUGCAGAAGGAUGUUUCUGUCAUUGCACUUCCUUGCAAUCUGUAACACUUCCUUCGUCAUACACGAUUCUCAAAAAAUUUUCUUUUGCUUAUACAGCUCUUUCCAACGGUUUUGACCUUGGCCAAGUCACACGUAUCGAAAACUAUUGUUUCUAUGGUUCAGGAAUCACUUCAUUGAUUAUUCGAAAGAAUUUAGUUUUAUCUGAUCCUGUUGGCCAAUUCCAGAACUGCAAAUCAUUAACUAGGAUUUCUUUGAUGGCAGGAUCCAAUACGUUCUCUGCAGCUUUGAUAUUAGGAAAUAAACAACCAAUUGAAUUUGACACAACAGGAAACACUGUUUUUAGUUUUGCAAAUAAAAUAUUGAAAGGAAACAACAAAAUUUAUUACGUUUCUCCACUCGUUACAGGUAGUUUCACUGACGCAUCAUUUACUUUUAAUACGAUUGAAGAUAAUGCGUUUUCUUUCAAUAAAGAAGUGUCAGAUGUCACUUUUUCAAGGUUCUACGAUACAUGUUCAUUUUAUAAUUCUGGGAUAAGAUAUUUCACGUAUUCCACAUCAGUUACUGCCAAAUCACUUCCCAACAACAUGUUCUACAACUGUACACAAUUAGAACAAGUUGUUUUACCUGAUGGUUUGACGACAAUCAAAUAUUCAUGUUUUGAAAAUUGUAUCAAACUUGCUGAGAUAAAUAUCCCAUCAUCAUGUAACCAGCUUGGAAAAGCAUGCUUCAAGAAUUGCCAAAGUUUGACAGCUAUUGAUAUUUCAAUGGUAACUUUACUUUGGGCUGAAGUUUUCUAUGGUUGUACAAAAUUGACAACGAUUAUUUACCCAACAAAUCAAAUAACAAGAGGUAAUGGUAAUUUCACAUUCGCUAAUAUGGGAAUUACUGAAUUAGAUUUUGAUUUAAAGAUAGCAGAUUGGUCUGUUUUUACUUCAAUGUUUUAUGGUUGUCAGAACCUCAAAAAGUGUCAUUAUCUGCCAACAUCAAAUUCCUAA